UACUGCUGGAGCACGUCUCCAAACUUUCAGUCAGGAAUGGAAAAACGGACAUUCAUGACGCCUCAUACAAGGUGAGAGAUAUCUUGAAUGAAACCAAAGGGAGUAACCAGUUUGUCUUCUUCUUCACGGACGGGAUGCCAACUGAUCUACAACUAGCUAUAAAUGGAACAGGGGAGUUACGAGCACGUUUGCUGAACUCUAGCUUUAAUAAUGCUUUGUUGUUCGUGGCUUUUGGUGAAGACGUAAGACAUGAGGGUUUAAAAAGAUUGUCUGGAGAUCCACAUUAUGAUGAUGUUUUCACGCAUACUUCCAUGGAUCCGAUGUAUUACGCGAUGAAGAGACUGGUAGAUAGAAAAUGUACAGCUUGUUUUCAUCAAUUUAUGGUGGAUCUUAUGUUCGUUAUUGACGUAUCUUCAAUUCUACCACAAGAAACAUUCUCCGGUAGUUUAAGAGUCAUCAACUCAAUUUUAGAGCGCCUAAAAGUUGUAACUUCUUUGGGACAAAAUAAAACUCAAUUUGGAGCUGUUUAUUUUUCAAAUGAACCUCACCUGUUAAUGCAAUUGAACGAGACAUACGAUUUUGAUAGUUGUGCAAGCAGAAUUAUGGGUAUAGAACAAGAUUGUACAAGCUUUCGGAAUUCCUCUACAAAUGUAGCAAGAGCUUUGGAAUUUACACGAACCCAUCUUUUGUCCCCCGAACACGGUGCCAGAAAUUCAUCUCGAAAACUUCUGAUCCAUAUGUACACCGGAUUUGAUGCUAAUAUUACAGAGUCUGUGAAGGUGACACAGUCAUUAACGAGGGAUGAUAUUACCAUCUUUUCAAUUGGAGUCGGAGACAAAUACAAAGAUGAAGACGUUUUAUCUACUGCUUCCAGUGCAUUUCAUGCUUAUUUUGCAGAAUAUACUAAAAUGGACCAAAGUUGGAGGCUUACAGACACAGAAUUAAACUUUAUUAGCAAGAUAUACUCAAUACUUUGUACGGAAAGGGUAAAUGCUUAAAGCAACCUUAAAAUGGCAGCGACUUCAUUCACUUAUACAUUUAUUGUCUUACAACUUCUUUGGAAAAUGUUCAGAAUAUAUCUGAAAAAGCAAUAGCUUACAAUAAUUCCACGAAUCAAGACCUUUAUUUAUUGCAUACUUAUUUGUAUUUUUAAAUUAUUAUAUUAGAUUACUACUUUUCCUUCAGCCUUUCCUGUCAAAGUUUUACGUCGUUUGCAAUAUUGGUCGUCACAUUAGUUUUUAACUCGCAUGUUUUCUUGUCAUCAUUACAGUUUGUUCAUGAAUAAUAUGAUAAGCGACACAGGUGUGUAUAAAUUUCCAACAAUCCAUAAUGAUUAAACUUUCAGAAAUCUCAUGUAAUUCUUGUUCUUUACAAUAAAACCCUGAAAAUAAAAAGAAACAUCAGAGGAUAAAAUGUUCAAAAGCCUUAAAAGGAAGUCAAAACCGAUUUCGAUCUGUUAAUUAAUAGCGGGUGACAUUAAUUGCGUAAAAUGGACUGUUGCAAAACCGUCCUUCAUUUACUUAAUAUUCUCUGAUACAACUGUUUUGAUUACUGCAAAUGACUAUGG
This is a messenger RNA of Saccostrea cuccullata (small rock oyster), 1567 nucleotides long. RefSeq names its product von Willebrand factor-like. NCBI's taxonomy places the organism in Eukaryota, Metazoa, Mollusca, Bivalvia, Ostreida, Ostreidae. The record is from RefSeq and is a predicted model, not a curated record. The coding region runs from base 135 to 998 and encodes 287 amino acids. The transcript is spliced from 2 exons.